CAAUGGAAGGCGCUCGGCGAGCGCGUGCGCGUGGCGGCGGCGCGUGCAGGGGGCGGUAGCGCGCCCGCGGGCCGGAUGUAUAAAGGCGAGGCCGGGCGGGCGCGCGCUCUGCUCCUCCGUCCCAGCGGCGCCAACCGAAGCGCCCGCCUGCGUCGACAUGCUGCGCCGCGCUCUGCUCUGCCUGGCCCUGGCCGUGCUGGCCGGCGUCCGCGCCGACGCCCCCGAGGAGGAGGACCACGUCCUGGUUCUGAAGAAGAGCAACUUCGAGGAGGCGCUGGCUGCACACAAGUACCUGCUGGUGGAGUUCUAUGCCCCUUGGUGUGGUCACUGCAAAGCCCUGGCUCCUGAAUAUGCUAAAGCUGCUGGCAAAUUAAAGGCUGAAGGCUCCGAGAUCAGACUGGCCAAGGUGGAUGCCACCGAGGAGUCAGAGCUGGCUCAGCAGUAUGGUGUCCGUGGCUACCCUACCAUCAAGUUCUUCAAGAACGGAGACACGGCUUCUCCCAAAGAAUACACAGCUGGCAGAGAGGCAGACGACAUCGUCAAUUGGCUGAAGAAGCGCACGGGCCCGGCUGCCACCACUCUGGCCGAUGGUAUGGCCGCUGAGUCCUUGGUAGAGUCCAGCGAGGUGGCCGUCAUUGGCUUCUUCAAGGACGUGGACUCGGACUUUGCCAAGCAGUUUUUGCUGGCGGCAGAGUCUGUCGAUGACGUCCCGUUUGGGAUCACUUCCAACAGUGACGUGUUCGCCAAGUAUCAGCUUCACGAGGACGGGGUUGUGCUCUUCAAGAAGUUUGAUGAAGGUCGGAACAACUUUGAGGGGGAGGUGACCAAGGAGAACCUCCUCAAUUUCAUCAGACACAACCAGCUGCCCCUGGUUAUCGAGUUCACGGAGCAGACGGCUCCGAAGAUUUUUGGAGGUGAGAUCAAGACUCACAUCCUACUGUUCCUGCCCAAGAGCGUGUCUGACUACGAUGCCAAGCUGGGUAACUUCAAGAAGGCGGCAGAGAGCUUCAAGGGCAAGAUCCUGUUCAUCUUCAUCGACAGCGACCACGCCGACAACCAGCGCAUCCUCGAGUUCUUCGGCCUCAAGAAGGAGGAGUGCCCGGCCGUGCGCCUCAUCACGCUGGAGGAGGAGAUGACCAAGUACAAGCCAGCGUCGGACGAGCUGACGGCCGACAAGAUCAAGGAGUUCUGCGACCAGUUCCUGGAAGGCAAGAUCAAGCCCCACCUGAUGAGCCAGGAGCUGCCUGAGGACUGGGACAAACAGCCAGUCAAAGUGCUGGUCGGGAAGAACUUCGAGGAGGUUGCGUUUGAUGAAAAGAAGAACGUCUUUGUGGAGUUCUAUGCCCCAUGGUGUGGUCACUGCAAACAGCUGGCGCCCAUCUGGGACAAACUGGGAGAGACCUACAAAGACCAUGAGAACAUUGUCAUUGCCAAGAUGGACUCGACGGCCAACGAGGUGGAAGCAGUGAAGGUCCACAGCUUCCCCACACUCAAGUUCUUCCCUGCUAGUGCAGACAAGACGGUCAUUGACUACAACGGAGAGCGGACGCUGGAAGGCUUUAAGAAGUUCCUGGAGAGUGGCGGGCAGGAUGGUGCUGGGGACGAGGAUGACCUCGAGGACCUGGAGGAGGCUGAGGAACCCGACAUGGAGGAGGACGAUGACCAGAAAGCCGUGAAAGACGAGCUGUGA
Messenger RNA from Elephantulus edwardii (Cape elephant shrew), 1690 nucleotides. RefSeq names its product prolyl 4-hydroxylase, beta polypeptide (gene P4HB). Gene Ontology annotation, molecular function: protein disulfide isomerase activity. NCBI's taxonomy places the organism in Eukaryota, Metazoa, Chordata, Mammalia, Macroscelidea, Macroscelididae. Gene Ontology annotation, biological process: response to endoplasmic reticulum stress; protein folding. Gene Ontology annotation, cellular component: endoplasmic reticulum; external side of plasma membrane. The record is from RefSeq and is a predicted model, not a curated record. The transcript has 11 exons. Bases 158 to 1690 code for a protein of 510 amino acids.